AUGGCAAAGAACAUACCUGAAAGAUACCUACCCCAAUACGCAAAGGAGGACGACUGGGAUGAUAAAGAGCUCCAAGACUUUGUGACGAGUUUCUAUCGCCUCUCUGAUAACCCUGAGGAGAAUCAGCGAUGGGUCGACUCAUUCACGGACGAUGCGAACGUACAGAUUGGCGCCGACAAGGCGCAAGGGUCUGAAGACUUCCGCACUCGGAUGUGGGCGCAUAUCCAAGAGCGUAAGCACACGGUGCUCAAAGUAUUCCCUGGGAAGUUCACUGGAUCGGACGCAUCGGAGCCUCCCAAGCUCAGCGCCUCUGUUGAGAAACCUGUCCAACCCGAUACGUCAUGGCAGUCCCGUGGGAGAAAUGCGGGGAUGGGAGUUGGGGAUGCGUAUUGCCCGUGGUCGAAUGGCAAAGCCCCGGAUCAGCACGCCGAUUAA
Fusarium vanettenii 77-13-4 is the source of this 435-nucleotide messenger RNA. RefSeq lists its product as uncharacterized. The transcript is spliced from 3 exons. The record is from RefSeq and is a predicted model, not a curated record. NCBI's taxonomy places the organism in Eukaryota, Fungi, Ascomycota, Sordariomycetes, Hypocreales, Nectriaceae. The coding region runs from base 1 to 435 and encodes 144 amino acids.